UUAGUUGUGAUUAGUUGAGCCUUCUCCUUCUCUCGCGCAAGCGCAUUUCAUCAUUUCAUGUAUGUACGCGACACGCGUGCAUUUUGUGAUUGUUUUAUCAGGAAAAUGUGAUUUGCAGUUUGCAAUGUUUGCAUAGGACCUUGCAUUUGCAUAGUAAUGUCCUUUUGAUUAUAAGGAGUGUGACGGUGUGACUGUGACAGUCGAACGGUCGAACGGUCGAAGGCUAGUCAGAAUGACUGAUCAAGAUACAAACAAUAAUACUCUUCCGUUACGGGAGAGUUUGGUGAAAACAGCAGUGCAGUUUCUACAAAACCCUAAAGUGUUGUCGAGUCCAUUGAUGCAAAAACAAGAAUUUCUUAAAAGGAAAGGCCUCACGGAUGAGGAGAUUAAAACAGCUUUCAAAUUGGCAUCUGUUGACAAUAUAGUUGAUCGCAAUGUCAUUCAAAGUCAGAAUCCAUAUACUGCUGUACAAAUGCCAUCAGGAUCUAUUCAGUCGUAUCGUCAAACGAGCGUUUACCAAUCAACAUUUUUACAGCAAGUCAAAGAGUUCUUUAAUGCGACUGCAUUAAUUGGCGUGACAGUAUAUUGCGCAUAUUGGUUUUAUAAGAGAUUUAUAGAACCCUUUUUGUUUGGUCGGAGAAAGAAGAAGAGUGUAGAAGAUAGGGUAACCGAAUUAGAUAAAACCGUCCAAAAUUCUAUGAAAGAAGUCAAAGACUCUAUUUUGAAGGUAGAAGGUGAAGUGCAAAAACUGACUCAGCAUCAAGCGUUGGAUCCAACUAUCCCGCAAUUGGUGCAAGAACUUAAACAUGAUUUAUCUAGUCUAAAAGCUUUACUUUUAUCGAGGAAACAGUUUCCUACCGCCCCGGCAUCUAUACCACCAUGGCAGUUGGGUGCAACAAACGCGAGCCAAGAAAAAGCAACUGAACGAGAAGAUGAUGCUGGAAGUGGAAGUAGUACUAACAAUUCGGAUAGUUCUUUGGAAAUGAUUCGAGAAGAUCCACCUAAAGAAUAAGUUUAGGAAUUUUGAGUCUAUCAUAACUACUUCCAUAAUGAUAAUCUUCGAUAUGCGAUAUAUUCGGCAUAAUGUAUUGAAGCAAAAGGAUCAUAGUUUCAAUAGUACAUGAUAUUAGAGACAUGCUCCAUAUUAUUUUUAUACAGGAUGUUAGAAAAGAAAAGUUUAUAAUUAAGAUAUGUCAUCUCUUUUUUAACACCUUGUAUAUAUUAAUAUAUUAAUAGCAUCGAUCUGCAUUUUUGGUAGUAGUGUUCAUAACUUUGUAAAUGUUUUAAUGCCUAAUCAAACAAUGUUCCAUUAUGAAGAACAACUUUUGAGAUGUCGAUAACGGUCAAAAAACAAGUUUCUAUAUCGAUUGUGUCAUUUACUAUAACAUAACAAAUCGAUCGAACGUAUUAAAUUAAUGUAACUGCAGAUUUCCAAACAAUUUUCUAAUAAAAAAAAUUUUUUUUUAUUUUUUGUAUAAGAUCUAAACAAACUGUAAAUAGUUCCUUAAAAAAUUAAUUUACUUUGACACUUUACCACAGUACGGACAUAAGAAAAAUAAGGAAAAAGGAAAUACGUAACAAGAAAUUUUUUUAAGGUUUUUGAAAAGAUUUUAUGUGAGCAAAAACGAUAUUUUCGAUUUUGCAAUUGUGUGAAUUACAUAUCUAGUGUGUAAGAAAUGUCCUUGUAAACUUAUGAGAAUUAGAUUCGAUUGUUUUGGUGACAAAUCGAUAUAAAGGCUACGGUCAACGGUCACGUUGACCGUAGCCAAAGAUGUAGCAAUUCUCUACAUCAUCGUGAAAUAAACUACUUAAUAUAUGUGACAUAUAUGUAAAUGUUCAACAUUUUAAUCUAGAAUUAAAAACAUCGAAAACAGUUACAAUACAAAGUAUUGUGUUUAAGAAUCUUGUAAAUUUUAUAUCGAAAAUGGAAUUGUAUCAUAUUGCAAACUGAGAGAAAUUGAGGGUACUUUCACAUAUAGUACCUGUCCGCGUUACAGUGCAAACAGUGUUAUGUGUACAGAUAUAAUUUUAUCAAAUAAAUAAAUUGAAUAAUUAACUUUA
This is a messenger RNA of Temnothorax curvispinosus, 2061 nucleotides long. It is a transcript of the gene Pex14, whose product is annotated as peroxisomal membrane protein PEX14. Gene Ontology annotation, molecular function: signaling receptor binding. Lineage: Eukaryota; Metazoa; Arthropoda; Insecta; Hymenoptera; Formicidae. The record is from RefSeq and is a predicted model, not a curated record. Gene Ontology annotation, cellular component: peroxisomal membrane; peroxisomal importomer complex. Bases 233 to 1012 code for a protein of 259 amino acids. The transcript is spliced from 4 exons. Gene Ontology annotation, biological process: protein import into peroxisome matrix, docking.